GCGGACGCUCCUCCUGCUGAGCCCCGCUGCGGAGGCCUGGUUCCCGGGGAGAUGCUGAAGCAACAGCCGCUGGAAGAGAUGCUGGUCCCGGCCUGAGGAGCGGAGCAGCACCGGAGGAGCACCGGAGGAGCAGCGGAGCAGCAGCAGGAAGAUGUCCGGCAGGAAGCCUCUGACCCCGGUGAGCGAGUCCGACCAGGCACCGGUGAAGGUCUCAGACGGACUCCCCGGGCCAGCGGCUCCGCUCCCCAAGUCCUCGAGCCGCCACGGCCUGCCGCCGGCUCGCAGCUCCGGCAUGGCGCUCGCCGACGAGCAGCCGCACGUCGGCAACUACCGUCUGCUGAAGACCAUCGGGAAAGGCAACUUCGCCAAAGUCAAACUGGCCCGACACUCGCUGACGGGCAGAGAGGUGGCGAUCAAGAUCAUCGACAAGACGCAGAUGAACCCGACCAGCCUGCAGAAGCUGUUCAGGGAAGUUAGUGUGAUGAAGAUCCUCAACCACCCAAACAUCGUGAAGCUGUUCGAGGUCAUUGAGACGGAGAAGACUCUGUACCUGGUGAUGGAGUUCGCCAGCGGAGGGGAAGUCUUUGACUACCUGGUGGCUCAUGGACGAAUGAAGGAGAAGGAGGCCAGAGCAAAGUUUCGCCAGAUUGUGUCAGCAGUGGAGUACUGUCACCAGAAGAGGAUCGUACAUCGAGACCUCAAGGCGGAGAACCUCCUGCUGGACGCCGACAUGAACAUUAAAAUCGCAGACUUUGGCUUCAGUAACGAAUUCACGAUCGGCAGCAAGUUGGACACGUUCUGCGGCUCGCCGCCCUACGCCGCUCCCGAACUCUUCCAGGGGAAGAAGUACGACGGGCCGGAGGUGGACGUCUGGAGUCUGGGAGUGAUCCUCUACACGCUGGUCAGCGGCUCGCUGCCCUUCGACGGACAGAACCUCAAGGAGCUGCGGGAGCGUGUCCUCAGAGGAAAGUACCGGAUUCCCUUCUACAUGUCGACUGACUGUGAGAACCUGCUGAAGAAGCUGCUGGUUCUAAACCCCGGGAAACGAGGCAGUCUGCAGCAAAUCAUGAAGGAUCGAUGGAUGAACGUCGGCUACGACAAUGACGACCUGAAGCAGUUCACCGAGGCCGAGCAGGACUUCAACGACCUCACACGCAUCGAGCUGAUGGGGACGAUGGGUUUCCCUCAGGAGGAAGUGAGGAAGGCGCUGGACGGUCCCAAGUACAACGAGGUGACAGCAACCUACCUGCUGCUGGGGAGGAAACCCGUCGAGUGUGAAGGCACUGAGUCUGUGUCCCGUGGUGGCCUGGUCCAAAGGUCACGACCCUGCAGCGACGUCAACGGCUCCAGUCAGUCACCCGCCCACUCUCGCAAUGCAACAGCCAAUCAGAAGCAGCGACGCUUUAGUGACCACGUGGCGCCCUCUAUCCCCCCCCCUGUCUCCUGCACCAAGCACUCCCACGCCAACAGCGUGGAAAGUGACAGGAAGGCCGAGACCGCCUCCCCCAUGGGAGCUCCAGACCGCCGGAAGUCCGCCACCGGGUCGGGGAGCAUCACUCGGAGGAACACGUAUGUUAAUGAGCGGCCGAGCAUCGAACGCCACUCCACUGCGAUCCCCAACGGGACGGACGCCAGUCUCCCUGAGGUUCCUGCAGCGUCCCCCUCGCCGUCGCCAGGGGCAACCGUCUCCUCCAUGCGCCCCCGUCACGUGAAGUCCAUGUCGGUGUCGGGUCACCCCAUGAGGUCCAGCCUGCCGCCCAUCCACGACCACGCCGAGUACCAGAGCUCGCCCCCCCAGCCGCCCUCCUCCCCCUCCGCCUUCAGCGUCACCAGCAGCAGUAGCACCACGCCGGACCGCAGCAGCUUCCCCCGCGGCUCCACCAGCCGCUCCACCUUCCACGGCGCUCAGCUGCGAGACCGCCGACCCGCCACCUACAACGGCCCGCCGGUCUCGCCCAGCCUCUCGCAGCACGCUGCCGCCUCGUUAGCUACGUCCCGCCGCGGAACAUCUGGCUCCCUCAUCGGAAAGAUCACCUCCAAGUUCGUUCGCAGGAGUUCCUCGGGCGAGCCUCGCGAGGAGGCCCGGGAGUCCAAGCCUCGGUCCCUGAGGUUCACCUGGAGCAUGAAGACCACGUCCUCCAUGGAGCCGGGGGACAUGAUGAAGGAGAUCCGCAGGGUCCUGGACGCCAACAACUGUGACUACGAGCAGCGCGAGCGCUACUUACUGUUCUGCGUGCACGGAGACGCCCGGCUGGACAGUCUGGUCCAAUGGGAGAUGGAGGUGUGCAAGCUGCCCCGCCUCUCGCUCAGUGGCGUGCGCUUUAAAAGGAUCUCGGGCAUGUCCAUCGCCUUCAAGAACAUCGCCUCCAAAGUGGCCAAUGAGCUCAGGCUGUGAGCGAGGAGAACCCCCCCCCCCCCCCACUCCUCCUGACUCCAUCCCGGACCACCUGGUGUCGGACUCAGAGAAAACACUUAUUUUACUCAACACAGUUAAUAUUUAACGUCAUCACUAAAUGUUAAUGCCAGUGAAACCAAAUAUGACAACAAGCAGACGCUCGGCAGCUCGAGGUUCGUCCCUCGUGUUCGUUGAAGAAGAAAUCUGAUUUUUCCCAAACUUUGAAAACCAAAUUCUUAAACUUAACCUAAAGUGGAAACGGCAGUUAAAGGGAUUAAAGAAACCAGAUGGGUCAUGAACCAGGAAAAUGAGCAAUGUCCGUCCAUAUCAACACACCUGAAGACACAGGUCACGUGACCUGAAGACACAGGUCACGUGACCGUUCGCCUGCACUGGUCAUGUGGUGUAAACAGGAAGUAGAAUGGUAGCUUAGUAACAGAAACUGUGUGUGUGAUGGUGAAACGUCAGAGCAGGGACGACGAGGUGGAAGUGUCACUGACAGGAAGUGCAACU
This is a messenger RNA of Limanda limanda (common dab), 2908 nucleotides long. Its product is annotated as serine/threonine-protein kinase MARK1-like. Bases 152 to 2395 code for a protein of 747 amino acids. The record is from RefSeq and is a predicted model, not a curated record. Lineage: Eukaryota; Metazoa; Chordata; Actinopteri; Pleuronectiformes; Pleuronectidae. Gene Ontology annotation, biological process: protein phosphorylation; intracellular signal transduction; microtubule cytoskeleton organization. The transcript has 18 exons. Gene Ontology annotation, molecular function: protein serine/threonine kinase activity; tau-protein kinase activity; ATP binding. Gene Ontology annotation, cellular component: cytoplasm.